Chelonia mydas (Green sea turtle) is the source of this 2964-nucleotide messenger RNA. RefSeq names its product PTPRF interacting protein alpha 3 (gene PPFIA3). Gene Ontology annotation, cellular component: presynaptic active zone. NCBI's taxonomy places the organism in Eukaryota, Metazoa, Chordata, Testudines, Cheloniidae. Gene Ontology annotation, biological process: synapse organization. Gene Ontology annotation, molecular function: protein binding. The record is from RefSeq and is a predicted model, not a curated record.
CGGAGGGGCCGGGAGCCGCGUCCGGCGGGGCUCCGGCAGCGCGGGGCGGGGGAGGGGCGCGACCCCCGGGCGUCCGCCGGCUCCGGCUCCGCAGCAUCGGCACCGGCCGCCGCAGGUACCAGCUCGGGGCACUGAGCCCCCCGCCCAGCCCCACCCCCCGCGGCGCCCCCCCGGGGCCUGCCCCGCCCCCCAGGCAGGAUGAUGUGCGAAGUGAUGCCCACCAUCAGCGAGGACAGCCGCCGGGGCUCGGCCUACGGGCCCGAGGACGCCAACUUCGAGCAGCUGAUGGUCAACAUGCUGACGGAGCGGGAGCGGCUGCUGGAGACGCUGCGGGACACGCAGGACAGCCUGGGCACGGCCCAGCUGCGGCUCCGCGAGCUGGCCCACGAGAAGGAGUCGCUGCAGAGACAGCUGAGCAUCGCCUUGCCCCAGGAGUUCGCGGCGCUGACCAAGGAGCUGAACGCCUGCCGGGAGCAGCUGCUGGAGCGGGAGGAGGAGAUUUCAGAGCUGAAAGCCGAGCGCAAUAACACGCGGCUGCUGCUGGAGCACCUGGAGUGCCUGGUGUCGCGGCACGAGCGGUCGCUCCGCAUGACCGUGGUGAAGCGCCAGGCCCAGUCCCCGGCCGGCGUCUCCAGCGAGGUCGAGGUGCUGAAGGCUCUGAAGUCCCUCUUCGAGCACCACAAGGCGCUGGAUGAGAAGGUCCGGGAGCGGCUGCGGGUGGCCCUGGAGCGGGUCGCGGUGCUGGAGGAGGAGCUGGAAAUGUCCAACCAAGAGUCCCUGUCCUUGCGGGAGCAGCUCGCCCGGCGUCGGUCUGGCCUCCAGGACGUGCCGAAGGAGGGGGACGCCCCGACCUGUGCGGUGGUGGCAGCGGCCAACGGGGCGGGGCCCCCCGAGGGGUGGGCGGGGCGGGCGCCGGAGCCGGAGGAGCUGCUCGAGCGCCAGCGGGAGGAGCUGGCCCAGCUGCGGGAGCGGCUCCGGCUCCUCUGCCGGCAGCUGGCGGAGCUGGAGGAGGAGCUGGCGGCCGCCCGGCGCGACCUGGCCAAGGCCCAGGAGGGCAACGCCAAGCUGCAGCGGGACCUCAAGGAGGCGCUGGCGCAGCGGGAGGACAUGGAGGAGCGGAUCACCACGCUGGAGAAACGGUACCUGAGUGCCCAGCGCGAAGCCACGUCCCUGCACGACGCCAACGACAAGCUGGAGAGCGAGCUGGCCUGCAAGGAGUCGCUGUACCGCCAGAGCGAGGAGAAGGGGCGCCAGCUGCAGGAGUGGCUGGAGGACGCCAAGGCGAAGCUCCAGCAAACGCUGCAACGGGCCGAGACGCUGCCCGAGAUCGAAGCCCAGCUGGCCCAGCGCGUGGCCGCCCUCAGCAAGGCCGAGGAGCGCCACGGGAAUUUCGAGGAGCGCCUGCGCCAGCUGGAGGCGCAGCUGGAGGAGAAGAACCAGGAGCUGCAGCGGGCCCGGCAGCGGGAGAAGAUGAACGACGAACACAACAAGCGGCUCUCGGAGACGGUCGACAAGCUGCUGUCGGAGUCCAAUGAGCGGCUGCAGCUGCACCUCAAGGAGCGAAUGGGGGCCCUGGAGGAGAAGAACACGCUGAGCGAGGAAAUCGCGGACAUGAAGAAGCUGCAGGACGAGCUGCUCUCGAACAAGGAUCAGCUGCUGGCCGAGAUGGAACGGAUGCAGAUGGAAAUCGACCAGCUGCGGGGCCGACCCGUCUCCUCCUACUCCAGGUCGCUGCCGGGCAGUGCCCUGGAGCUGCGCUAUUCCCAGGCCCCCGCCCUGCCCGCGGACCCCUACGCCGGCGCCCCCCGCAGGCACAAGAAGGGGCGCUGGGCCGUCAAGGAUGAAGCCACUAAGGCCACCCAGGAGUGGGAGCGGGCACAGCAGGCGGGGGGGCUGGCCCAGCCUUUCGAGGGGGGGCUGGAUGGGUCGGACGAGGAGGAGCGCGACCCCCUCUUCGGCUCAGCCGACCUGCUCUCGCCCAGCGGGCAGACGGACGUGCAGACACUGGCCAUAAUGCUGCAGGAGCAGCUCGAGGCCAUCAACAAGGAGAUCAAGCUGAUCCAGGAGGAGAAGGAGUGCACGGAGCUGCGGGCCGAGGAGAUCGAGAGCCGGGUCAGCGGCUCGGCGCUGGACGGGUCCCUGGGCCGGUACCGGGCUGGCGCCUCCAUCCCCCCGUCCGUCACCAGCUCCACCCUGGCCAGCCCCUCGCCCCCCAGCAGCGGGCACUCCACCCCCCGCCUGACGCCCCACAGCCCUGCCCGCGAGGGGGACAGGAUGAACCACGUGCCCAAAGAGGAGGGGCGUGGGGCGGAGGAGAAGGCCCUGGUGCCCUGUGAGGCGCUGCCCCCCGCCACCCCCCGCACGGCCCGGCUGGAGCGGGUGAGCCAGGCCCUGGCUCUGCAGGCCGGAGCCCUGGAGGACGGCCGGGACCUGAGGGCAGGGCUGCUUCCCGAUGGGGCCAACAGCAGCCAGGACUCACUGCACAAAUCCACCAAGAAGAAAAGCAUCAAGUCGUCCAUCGGGCGCCUCUUUGGGAAGAAGGAGAAGGGGCGGCUGGGCCCCCCAGGCCGCGACUCACCCUCCCUGCCCGGGACCCCGUCGGACGAGACGUCCCCUGCGGACCCCCUGGGUCUCUCCAAGCUGGCUGGGCCGGUGGACAAGGACCGACGGAAUAAGAAGAAGCACGAGCUGCUGGAGGAGGCCUGUCGCCAGGGCCUUCCCUUCGCCGCCUGGGACGGACCCACCGUCGUGUCCUGGCUGGAGCUGUGGGUGGGGAUGCCGGCCUGGUACGUGGCCGCCUGCCGGGCCAAUGUGAAGAGCGGGGCCAUCAUGGCCAACCUGUCGGACACGGAGAUCCAGCGGGAGAUCGGCAUCAGCAACCCGCUGCACCGGCUCAAGCUACGCCUGGCCAUCCAGGAGAUGGUGUCGCUCACCAGCCCCUCGGCGCCCGCCAGCACCCGCACG